Tyto alba (common barn owl) is the source of this 3838-nucleotide messenger RNA. It is a transcript of the gene EPB41L4B, whose product is annotated as erythrocyte membrane protein band 4.1 like 4B. The transcript has 25 exons. The record is from RefSeq and is a predicted model, not a curated record. Gene Ontology annotation, molecular function: cytoskeletal protein binding. Gene Ontology annotation, cellular component: cytoskeleton. The coding region runs from base 96 to 2621 and encodes 841 amino acids. Lineage: Eukaryota; Metazoa; Chordata; Aves; Strigiformes; Tytonidae.
GGGCGGCGCUGGUGCGUUGCUCUGGGAGGCGCCGCGGGGCCGGGCGCGGAGCUGCGGGCUCGGGGGUGUGAGCGGCCGGGCAGGGCGCCCCCAGGAUGCUGCGGUUCCUGCGCAGGACCUUUGGCCGGCGGUCGAUGCAGCGCUACGGGCGAGGAGCCGGGCGCGGAGCCGGGCGAGGCGGGCUGGGCGGCGAGGGGGACGAGCGGGACGGGGGGCUGCGAGGAGCCGCCGCCGCCGCCGCCGUCGGCGCGGGAGGCUUCCCCUCCUCCCCGCACCCCGGAGGGGUGGUGCACAGCGCCGGAGCCCCCGUCCACAUCCCGGCGGCCGGCGGCAGUAAGCCGGUGCUGCAGUGCCGCGUCCUCCUCCUGGACGGGAGCGAAGUCAGCGUGGAGCUGCCGAAAAAUGCAAAGGGACAGGAGUUGUUUGAUCAGAUUGUAUAUCAUUUGGACCUUGUGGAAACUGAUUACUUUGGCCUACAAUUCAUGGAUGCUUCCCAGGUUACACACUGGUUGGACCAUUCAAAAUUCAUUAAGAAGCAAAUAAAAAUUGGACCUCCGUACACGUUGCAUUUUCGAAUUAAGUACUAUUCAUCUGAACCAAACAACCUUCAUGAGGAGUUUACAAGGUACCUGUUUGUAUUACAGCUCCGGCAAGACAUUCUUUCAGGGAAACUGAAAUGCCCGUAUGAAACUGCUGUUGAACUAGCAGCUCUGUGUCUUCAAGCUGAGCUGGGAGAGUGUGAGCACCCAGAGCACACACCAGAACUUGUGUCUGAAUUCAGGUUUGCACCAAACCAGACAGAAGCAAUGGAAUUUGACAUUUUCCAGAAAUGGAAAGAGUGCAGGGGAAAGAGCCCGGCGCAGGCUGAACUGUGCUACUUGAACAAAGCCAAAUGGCUAGAAAUGUACGGUGUAGAUAUGCAUGUAGUUAAGGGGAGAGAUGGUUGUGAAUAUGCUCUUGGACUGACACCAACAGGCAUAUUGAUCUUUGAAGGAGCCAACAAAAUAGGCUUAUUCUUUUGGCCUAAAAUCACAAAAAUGGACUUUAAAAAGAGCAAACUAACGCUUGUGGUUGUAGAAGAUGAUGAACAGGGCAGGGAGCAAGAGCACACAUUUGUUUUCCGAUUAGACAGUGCCAAAACGUGCAAACAUUUGUGGAAGUGUGCAGUGGAGCACCAUGCUUUCUUCAGAUUGCGAGCCCCAGCAAAUAGUAAAUCUAGUAGAUCCGACUUCAUAAGGCUGGGAUCACGCUUCAGAUUCAGUGGUCGGACAGAGUAUCAAGCAACACAUGGGACAAGAUUACGCAGAACUAGUACAUUUGAAAGAAGACCCAGCAAGCGAUACCCAUCUCGAAGGCAUUCAACUUUUAAGGCAAACAAUCCUGUGAAAGCAGCACAACUGUGUGCUAAAAACACUCCUGAAGUCCAUAACUACCAGCCACAAUAUCAUCCUAAUAUACAUCCUGCUCAGCCACACUGGCAUCCACAUACACCUGUGAAUGUAAGCUAUCCCUUGAACAACAGUGAUCUGCAUCAGUUCAACAUUGAGGAGAAUGGUGGGACACCCUACGCCACAAAAAUUCCUGCAAGGCACCACCACCACCACCGUCAUCACCACCACCAUCCGAAUUAUGGUGCCCUUACCCCCGACAGCAAAGACAUUGUUUCUGGAGUUCCAAACCCAAACAAACUGAGCUCAGGACUUCCCCUUCUUUAUGAUGAAACUUCUCAUCUGAAGAAAAUAGAAACGGAGAGUGUGAAGGUAGUUGGACCAUGGCCAGCCCUGCACGUCAGCAUGAACAAGGGUGAAGACAAGAAAGUAUCUGAAAAGACUCUUCAUGCCCCUGUGUCACCUUCAUCUGUACCUGACCAUAUGAAGUGCAACAUCCUUAAAGCUCAAGUGGAAGCUGCUUUUAGAGUAGGCACUCAGGCUGUGAAAGACGAGACCUCAUUUGUAAAUCCCAGUAAGACCUCCAGCCUGCAGGACCCUAAUGUAAGAAGUCCAGCUCCAGUGCGACCUGAAACUACGCCAUCAACUGGCCCGACAGAAAAGCAGGAGAUUAAAGUUUCUCUUGUGAGGAAGUUAACGAGGCAGUACAGUUUUGAUGAAGAUGACCUUCCUCCAGCACUGGCAGCAGCAGCCGCAGCGUCAACACCUGUGUCUUCAGCAUCUCCCGGAUCGCAGAAAACGUGUACACCACAGACGUCAGAAGGACAAACACAGGUUUCACCUGGUGGCAAGAGUUCCACAGAUGCUGGAAGUACAUUUGCUUUGGAGCCAGGUGACCUCCUGAUGGAUUUCACAGAGGCCACACCCAUGAUAAAGACAUUCCCUGCUGAUACAUCUAAUCCUUUUUUCGAUCCUUUUACAACAGUACCACAGUUUUCUGCAGAAUUUACAGACAGCAAAUUACAGUGCUGUGCGGUGCAGUCAUCCCCUAAGAUAACGCUGGUAACUCCGUCGCCCGUACUGAGAUCUUUGGCAGAGACUAUACCGACUCCAACGGUCCAGACAGUCUAUACGUCGCAUAAACCGAUUUCGCUGGCAGACAGCGCUGAGACUCUGAGGCGUGAACUUGAGAGAGAGAAAAUGAUGAAAAGACUCUUGAUGACAGAAUUAUGAAAUUCGCACUUCCGUCAGAUGGAGAAUGGAUUGGGGCCUUUCAUGUGCCUUCUGUCUGUUUACAUUCCUCUGCUUCUGUGUACUCAACAUAAUGCAUCGGGAAAAUGUGUGAUAUUCCUGGCUUGCCUGGAUUCACCACGGUUGGUUAAAAUUAAGUCUCAGCUAGACUUUAACUUGAAGGAGUUCCUUUAUUCAUUUGCUGCUGGGAAAUAAACCUUCAACCCUUUGUCUCUCCUGAGAUUUUAUACUAUUAACACAGUUAAUUUCAGGUUUGGUUUUGGUAAAUCUAGGGCAAAAAAGGAUCAGCAAGGAGCAUACUGAUUUCUAUUGGGAAACACUGUUCUGUACAUAUGUUAAUAAGUGCACAGAAAUUAAUGUUAUGCAGAAUAUUUUGAUAGUAACAUAGAGAAUAUGUCAUUUUGUACAACUGAAAAUUGCAAUGAGCUACUGCUAUUUGUUAAAGAACCAUUUUUAAAGCAGAAGAAUGAUUCUUACAUCCUAACCCCAGGACUGUUAGUCUCCACAGAAAAAUGAACAGCUGUCUUAUUAAAUUCCUAACCUUAACCUUCACUCAGAGAUAUAAAUAGCUGCAAGGGGGAAAGACACCCCACCAUACAGGUAUACGCACCCAACACCCCCUCUAGUUUGUCAUCUUGACCUAAACCUUCAACUAAAUCUUGCCGUAUUUCCAUUAAUGGAAAGAAUCAGUUGUUUAAAGUAAUUUGCUACUGACUUUCUAGCUUGGUACUGACCUUUUUUUAACUCAGCGAGAAGUUUGACCUCCUCCAGGCUGCCUAGGCACUGGGGCUCGCCCACACUCGGGCAGCUCCUGCCUGGCACUGAGGGCUGCAGAGCCUUGGCGCUGUGGACGUAGCUCGCGCAGGGAGGAUUUUUUUCUUUCCUGGGUAGAUAAACCCCCUUCCUGACUGACAUGAAUUGAUCGAUCACUUUAAAGAACAGCAACACGGAUAGUUUAUGGCAUAGCUGUGUCUAUACCCAUUUUUUUCACUCCACUAACCAGCACGUGUGUGCUGGCAAACGUGUGGACGGUGCGCCCGGCUGUACAUCCCGUCCACCUCCAGCACGCGAGCAGCCUCUGCCUUCAGUGGAGCUAUCUCGGGCACCAGGAGGGGUGGGUGGUCCAGCACUAGCAGAACCGCAGCCCCAGGGAGGGUUUUUAUGGUAUACAGGUAAUGCUGCCAACUAAUUCCUAGGGG